Messenger RNA from Prinia subflava (tawny-flanked prinia), 9791 nucleotides. Its product is annotated as interferon-induced very large GTPase 1-like. The transcript is spliced from 4 exons. Gene Ontology annotation, molecular function: GTP binding. NCBI's taxonomy places the organism in Eukaryota, Metazoa, Chordata, Aves, Passeriformes, Cisticolidae. The record is from RefSeq and is a predicted model, not a curated record. Bases 611 to 6322 code for a protein of 1903 amino acids.
CAGCAGCCCCAGGAAGGGCUGAGAGCCUCACCUGCCCUCCAGGUUCCAGCACAGCAGUUUAAAACGUCAAAGGUCUGUGCAAAGAGCUGAGAGAGCUGUGAGUGAACUCAAACCACGGCUGGGGAGGAAAUUCGGCCUUCAGCUGAAAUAAGCUAUCUCCAAAAGACUGGUUUCACUUUCACACUCUGCUACAGUAAAAAGGCUGAUUUACGGGAAUUCGCUGAUCCUGUUGAAGGUGAAGCCGCACCCAGUUAAGAGUCAGGGCUGCACAAAGAGGGGCUGUGCUGGGCUUCUCCCAUCCCAGGAGCUGCGGGACACCGAGGGAGAAGUGGAGGAGAAGAGUUGGCCUCCAGUGCUCCCUGGAAUGAAUCCUCACUGCUCAUGGUUUACCCUCUCCUGUCUGCUCAUCUUCUUUACAAUUUUUGGACUUUGCUUCCUGGUGUUCUUCCUCCUGAUCUCUUGAGGUGCUUCCCUUCAUCUUCUCCACACCCUGCUGUGAGCCCCAGGCCUGCCACUGCCGCUGUGCUGUGUCCUGUGAUCUGAGGCCCUCGGCUGCCGGUAUCUGCUGGGAAGCCAAGGCUGGGAGCAAUAGGAGCAUCUGCUGUGAGACAUGGCUUCGCAGCAGGACACACAAGAGAGGGAUGCAAAGGCACAGCUCCUGGCAGAGGAAUUAGAGAAGGAAGGUCUGGAUGCCGGAUACUGGCUGCCCAAGAUGAUGCAGAUCCUGGGAAUCAAGAGCAGAGAAGCCCUGCAACAUCUGGAAUAUACAGACUACAUCAGGUUGGUGUGUGAAGUGCGGCACCAAUGGGAGAAAAAGGCACUCCAGAAACUCCUGAACAUGAGAGACAAAGUGCCCUCCAUCAAUGUGGAACGGAUCUUCCAUGCUGAGCAACCCCUUCGCACAUCUGCCAAAAUCACUCACCUUGAAGGGCUCAUCAAAACCCUGCAGCAAAUGAAGGAGCACAUCAAUGCUUUCACUGACGCAUUAGGAAGCUCUGCUUCUGCUGUUCAUGAAGGAAAGAAAAAAGCCACCCUGACCCCCAACCUCGCUAUUUCUGCCUUACUCCAGUCUGUGCUGGAACGAAUUCAGAAGGAGGUGGAACUGUUGGUGCUCUUGAUUGCAGCCAGCACAGGGUACCAGGUGGAAAGCAGCACUUUCCAGCACCUCCUUGGACACCCAGAAAUUCAGUACAUGGCCAAGGAAAUGGAAGAGGCACAUGAGGAGUACAUGAACCUGAAGGAGCAAGAUGCCGACAGAGCUGAGGCCUCCCUUCUGCUGACGGGUCUGACUGUGACACCAGAAAGUCAAGAGCUGUCCCCUGAGCAGAAGAGGGAGCGUUUAGUUUUCAUGGAAGAUCACAUGAAAGGCUCAUGGUUUACACAGAUAAAGAAUCUCCUUCAAAAACACAGAGAGGGCACAGACUCGGAGAUGCUGGAACGGGACUUGCAUUCCUUGAUCAGUGGGAGCUUAGAUGACAAAUGGGAUGAAGAGAGGAUGCAGAAAAUACUCAGAGACCUGGAAGACACUUUUGCAACAAAUGAGCCCCCCAGUCAAGCCAAGUCGAAGGCAAACGGCAGCGAAUCCAAAGCAAAUGAAGCCACUGCAAACCCGAAGUUCCUCCAGUUGCUCAAGCGCGUUGGACUCGAAAGUCACUAUCCAAGAAAAAUGGGGAUGGGAGAUUUCCACACCAUCAACAAGACAUCUCUGCAGGACAGCCAGCCCAGCCAGGACACAGAACUGCCAGGUUACUUCUUGCAAAGGCUGUUAACUGUGGAUUACCAGGUGAGGUACCUGACUAGGUGGGACGAAAGCAACCCAGGACUUGCCUCUGUGCCAGAAAAUGCAGAGCAAGAGGAUGAGCCAUCAGACUCCUUUGAAAACUUUCUUGAUGAUUUGAAGGAAGCAGCCCCUGCAUGUGCAAACAGGGAUGGCCAUGUGCACCCCAUGGACCUGCAGAUGGCCAUUUUCCAUUGUGCUGAUGACUUCCUGAGACAGACCCUUGCAACCAAGCUGGCGUUCUGCCAACUGGCCCUGCCUCUGCUGGUGCCCAACCCGUGCACUUCACACAUUGAGUUCCUGCUCUACGCCCUCAGCCAAAUCCAAAGGAGCUGGAAAGAGGUGGAAAAGUCAGGAAAGCAGGCCGGAACAAAGAGUUACAACAACAAACUCAUCUUUCAGGCACAGACACCCAUCGUGUCCUUCUUCCGCAUUGGCAGCUCGGCCUCCUCUUCCAAGUCUCAGCUCCUGAACGCUCUGCUGAGCAGACGCAAACACGACACUUUCUUCCACCGCCACUGCAGAGGCAGCACCAGGGAGCGUUUGCUGAUGGAAGGGGUGGUGGAGAUCGCCUGGUACUGCCCCCGUGGAAGCCCCGAUGACACCUUUGAGUGCUGCGUGGCUUUCUGUAACCUGCAUGGAGACGCCAGGGAUCACGGAGCACAGCUGCAGUUCCUGCAGGAGAUAUCUGCUGUCAACGUGGCUCUUGUGUCCGAUUUAGAACACUUGGACAGCAGGGGGAAAGAACUUCUGCAGGGCCUGUGGCAAUCACAAAGUCCUUUGAUUUGUCUUCUCAUGGAUAAGGAGAAAGUUGCAGCUGGCAGACACAGUAGAACUAUAACAAUAGGGAUCAAGAACAGAAAUGAAGCAGAACUGAUGGAACAGCUGACCAAGACAAUUGGGAAUCUUCUGGAAGGGUCUGAUCCACGUUUCAGCCUGGAUGCUUGUGUGGACAAAGCUCGCCAGCACGGAUUCAUAGUGGAUGCAGAUCAACAGGCGUGUGUGACAGCCAAAGCAAAGGCAAAGGAGCUGGUGAACCUUCUGAAGAAAGAGAAGCUGUCUGAGAUCAAAUCCCAGCUGCUGCCACUUCAAGGAAAACUGUGGAACCAGUGGUGCAAAAAGGACAAAGAACUCACUCGCUUGCAGGAGAAGGGGGACAAGAGCAUUGAGCACCAUCGCAGCCAAAUUGAAUAUGAGAAGAAAGCACUAAGAAGAAAGCAACUGGAGCAAGCUUUCCCUCUCAACCCACUGAUGAAAUCAUUCCUUGGCUUUCUCCAUGCACAGGCAGCAGAUACCAAGAAAUACUUCCUGCAGUGGAUGAAGGUCUUGAUGGAUGAGCUGUCCUGCGGUCACCUUGGAGAACUGAGGAGAGACUAUCAUAAGUUAUGGUCUGAAAUCCAGGCAGGAAAGAAAAGCCAGGAAAAUACCAGGGUGAAUGCUGAGUUGCAGAAUCAACUGGAUUCCGUCUCUGAAGAACUCAGAGAUUCAUCCAUUGGUCUGGAGCACCUUCUGAGAGAGGUAGGACAGAUUUAUGAAGCUCUGGAACUAAUGAACUCCAAAACUGAGAGUUUUGUAAAACUGCCAGAAAUUGCAGCAGAGCUGAUGGUUUUGGGUUAUCCCGUGGAGCUGAUGGAUGGGGAUGCUUCUUACCUGCCCUUGCGCUGGGUGGGAGCAAUCUUUGACAGCUUAAUUGAGAGGCUGGGGGACAAACGAGUGUUUGUGCUCUCUGUGCUUGGCAUCCAGAGCACGGGCAAGUCCACCCUGCUGAAUGCCAUGUUUGGUCUGCAGUUCAACGUCAGCGCAGGGAGAUGCACCCGCGGAGCCUUUAUGCAGCUCAUCCCAGUGGGCAAGGAGCUGCAGCAAGACCUGGGCUUUGAUUUUGUGCUGGUGGUUGACACAGAGGGACUUCGUGCUAUUGAAGUGGCCAAUAAACAGUCCCUGAGCCAUGACAAUGAGCUGGCCACCUUUGUCAUUGGUGUUGGCAACAUGACUGUGAUCAAUGUCUUUGGAGAAAACCCAUCCGAAAUGCAAGAUGUUCUCCAGAUUGCUGUGCAAGCUUUCCUGAGGAUGAAGAAAGUCAAUCUUUCCCCAAGCUGCCUCUUUGUCCACCAAAACGUGGGAGAAGCAACUGCCAAAGAGCAGAACAUGGAAGGACAAAGGCGUUUGCAGGAAAAGCUGGAUGAAAUGACCGUGGUAGCAGCUCAGCAGGAAUACUGUGACAUCUCCUCCUUCAGCGAUGUCAUUGGCUUUGAUGUGAAGACCCACAUUCAGUAUUUUGCUCACCUGUGGGAAGGAAACCCCCCCAUGGCACCACCCAACCCCACCUACAGCCAGAACGUCCAGCAGCUCAAGAGCAAAAUCCUCCAGGCUGCCAAGAAGCAGUCACAGCGCAGCAUUUUGAGGCUGUCGAGCCUGAAAGAUCGUAUUGGUGACCUCUGGAAUGCUUUGCUGAAUGAAAACUUUGUUUUCAGCUUCAAGAAUUCCCUGGAGAUUGCUGCCUACAGGAAACUGGAAAGUGCCUUUAGUCAGUGGACCUGGAGGCUGAGGAGUCACAUCUUAGACGUACAGAUGAGACUGGACAACAAAAUUCGGAAUGGGGACUUGCAGAAUGUCCCCCGAGAAGAGCUUGAAGGGCUGGUGAAAGAGACAAGUGAUGCCAUUGAGAAAGAAGUGGAAAAGUAUUUCAGGGAAGACAAAGACUGUGAGAUACUUGUGCAGUGGAAAUCAAGCACAGAGCUGAAGCUGAAAGAACUAAAAGAGACUCUUCUUCAUGAAACGAAAAAGAAAUGUGAGACUCUUAUUGAGCUACAGAAGGAGCAGAAGAAACUGGAUGCAAAGAAGUUGGAAUAUGAAGAUGAGCUCCUGAGAAGGAGUAGGGAGCUGGCUGUGACUCUGAAAGGGAAGAGCCUCAGUGAGAGAGAACUGAGAGACCACUUUGUUUCUGUCAUGAACCAGUGGAUUGCUGAAGUCUCCCGUGCUUCUUGUCCUCCAGAACGGGUGGAUAUCGAUACAGAAAUUGAAGAUGUCCUUCUUGAGCACUUUAAGGAGCCGGGUUUCCAUGAACGGAUCAGGUCAUUUCCCAAAGGUAGAAGAUUUUCUUUUGACAAAAAGAAACAUGUAAUGAAAAAAAAGCAUUUUGGUAUCACCACUAGGAAGAUUUCUGAAGCUGAUGUGAUCAACUUGAAGGACAUCACAGACAAGAUCAUAGCGCGUGUGAUAGCAAAUAUUGAUAAAAAAGAACAGGAGCAAUGUGAUUACAGUCCAAAUUUUAUCCAUGAAAUACUCAAUGAAGUACAGGAAGGUGUGAACUCUGUCCACAGUGAUGCAAAAUGUUCUUUUAACAGAGAGUACAGCAUAGAUUUGUCUCUGUAUCUGUGCAAAAUGGCAGCAGAAAGGUUUAAAGUCAUGCAUGAAGCAUUCCAAAAGGCAAAUGACCCAGGUGAGUACCUGAGCAGCAAGAGGGAAGAUUUCUUCCAAUGCUUCCAGAUUUCCUGCCAAGGAGCCACUUCCAUCACAAAUUUUGCUGUUUUCCUUUGUAACAAGAUUGAACCGGCUCUUCGCCGGGCAGUCUAUGAGAGGACAUCUAAAGACAUUGCUGAGGACAUGCAGGGUAAAUUCCCAGAUUUCCAAGGCAACAGAGCCAAUCUGGAAGUUUCCAUCCUGAGAUAUCUGGCAGAACAAGAAAAUUUUGAGUAUUUCAAGCAGUACCUUGAGUUUCCAAAGGAGUUUUUUCAGAAAUACCUUGAGACACGAGUGGAGAGUUACUGUUUAGAUGGGAGUAGGAGGCUGGAGAAAUUUUUAGAUUCCUCCCUUAAUCUUCUCUAUCGAAACAUCUUGUCAGCUGUUGCUUUAUCAACCCAAAUUGUCAAAGACAGAAAAGACAGAGAAGACAAAGUCUCUCUUUGGCUGGAUGAAUUUUGCAGGGAACUGACAGAAGUGAUCAGCUUGCCCAGAAGUGACCUGAAGGGCCUUGAGCACCAGGAGGUCACAGACAUUGAGUUCCUGAGCAGUGCCAUGGCAGAAGCUCUGGCUGCCCUGAGGGACAGGCUCAUGAAAGAAUUUGCUGUUGCUGAUAUGAGCUCAUUUUCAAGACAGCCUCACACCAUCCUGGCAGAGCAGUUUUCAGGGUGCUGGGAACAGUGUCCCUUUUGUGGGGCUGUCUGCACAAACACCAUGCAGGGACAUGAUGGAGACCAUCAGCGGGUCUUCCAUCGCCCACGAGCUUUUGUGGGAGCCAAGUGGCGUAAGACAGACCACCUGGUCAUUGAUAUUUGUUCCAGCCUUGUUGCAAGUGAUGGCUUCUUCAAAGUUGCUGACAGUAAAUGGAUCCCCUACAAGACAUACCAUGAUGCUGGAACCCGUUUUUCCACUUGGAAAAUUCUUCCUGAUUCCUCCAUGCAGGCGUACUGGAAAUGGUUUGUGUCUCAUUUCAGGACACAGCUGGAAGCUUUGUACAAUGGGAAAUUUCAGGGUAAAGGAGAAAUCCCUGUGGCGUGGCGGAGAAUUACCAAGAAGGAAGCACUGUCCGAGCUGGACAGGCGUUAGGUGACAUCCAUGGGAAGGAAGAACCACAGCAGCUUUGCAGCUUAGGAGAGCUUUGUACCAGGGUCUCCACAAAAUGCAGUUCUGAUGAUGAUGCUUUCAAGCCCAAUGAAGACAAUGGUAUCCAAUUGCUCCGAAAUUUGGUAAAAUAAGGCACAUUGCUGUGCCUGUCACUCAGCAACUCUCUCGCUUCAUGAUUGUUGGGCACUAGAUUUGAUUAUUUUUUUACUUAUAGAACUUUCCCCCUAUAAUUUGCUUGGAAAUGAACUACUGUCCACUUGUAGGUACUUAAGCAGAACAAUGGGGCCAAAGGAGAGGAGAUGUAGCACUGGGCGACAGGGGUUUUUUUGGGUUUCAGGAGUUUCUUGGGCUGGGGCAGCUGCUUGCUUUUGCUCUCAGCUUUUCGGAGGGAAGACGGCCAGGCUGCUGCUUGGGAAAAAGGACUUGCUCCUGCUACAGAGGUGCAGCUUGGUCCUGUUUCUUCUGGUGUGAGGUGAGCCUCUGCUCCUGGUGUUAUGAACGAAUUCUCAGUGAGUGUGGAUGCUCCAAAGGCUGCCCCUGUGUAGCUGCCGUAGCUCAAGAUGUGGCGGGGUUAUGUCUCCAGAACUCCUGAGACUGCUGCCGCUGCCCCCAGCCCUGACAGAUCUGCUGCCAGGCCCCCGCCACGAUAGGCAGGGCCCUGCCCUGGGGAGAUGCCUUGGCGACCGCCCGGAGCCGCUGCAGCUGCUGGUGUUGUGGCCCCUGCCCCUGGGAAGCGGGGGAGUGCCGAGCGUGGUUCUGUGGAGCUCUGGAGGGGGCAAUGGGAGGUGCCGGUGCUCCGGCGCCUCAGACACAGGUGACCUCCUGUCCCUGGUGGGGCUGGGCAGCCAUCCUGUCGGUUCUGCAUUCCUGCAUUAGCAUGUAAAAGCAAGGUGAUUGUCCUAGCUGUGCCUACAGUAAUCGGAGCUUACCUAGUUCCCCUCCCAUGCUGCCCACUUGAGGAGGGCAUAUGCAAAUAAGACGAACACACAGCACGCUGGGAGAGAGUUCUUUGGGAAUGAAAGGCACCCCAAAAUGGAAGAUUGGACACAGUGAAAAGAUCCAGGUGGUGCCCUGGCCGAGGAAGGAGUGGACGCAUUCCCCUGGCCUGGUUCGAAGACUCGCCAUAAUCUAUUAAAAGUCUGAAUGGAAUGGGAGCGGGACAGCUCAAGUGACUGAGACAGAGAGCGGCAAACUCUCAAGGUUUUUCUCUGAGGGUAAAAAGCUGAUGUCUGCUGCUUUGCACUCCAGUGACAGACCUCCAUUGCUCUGCCUCCUGAAGGUUGACCAGAAAGAGCUUCCAGCUGUUCCCAUGGGAACAAGGACUCGGCACCUACUGCUGGCAGCUGAGUGAUGAACUGGGACAGCACCUGCUCCUUUGGAUUGCAACAGGGGCAUGAAAAACUCCUGUCGGACCCUACCAUCCAGCUGAUGACUUUAAUAAAGAGCUGAUCACUGUAAUAAAGAGCUGAAUAUUAAUAAAGGCAUAAGCCCUGUUCUUUUCACUGGGAGCAGCCACUGAACUGGGACCAUGUCAUCUCCUGCCUCACUAAAAGAGGGGCCUGUUGUCCCACGCCCCUGCUGCUUCUUGGGCACUGCUCUGAGUCUUUGUCACUGCUCUGUGGCCUGCACCCCCUGCCUGCCAACACCUCCCGCGUCUUCAGCCACAGCUCUGGAGUUCCUGAUCCAGCUCUUCCAUCCCUUCCCGUCUGGGACAAAGCCGCCAUAACCGCGUGCUCCCCGAGCCAGUGCCACAGCGCCCUCUGCAGCUGCGGAGGGAUCAUCGCACCUGCCCUGCCCACUGGGUGCCACCAGCGUCCCUGCCGGCUGUGACCAGAACUGCACCAAAAGCGAAAGUGCCUGUGGUCAGGGAAGCUGGUACUGGGUUCCUGGUUCUGUUUAUUAUUAAUGCUGUAGUUGUUGUUAGUUUGCCUUGUUAGACAAACUAGUAAAAAACGGGUAUUCCUACCCCCAUCUCUUUGCCUGAGAGCCCUCUUCAUUUUCAAAAUUAUAAUAAUUUGGAGGGAGGGGGUUUGCGUUCUCCAUCCCAAGGGAGGCCCUGCCCUGCCAAGCAGACACCUGUCUUUCAAACUAAGACAAUGAUAAAACCAGAAUUAUCUUGCCCUCUUGCCAUAAACAUUUCCCUCUGCUUUGUCCUAGAGCCAACCCAACUUCCCCCCUCUGGAGGCAAUCAGCCUUGUGGCCAAACCUGAGCCAAAUGGCAAGGGCAAGGGCAAAGGGAGCACCCCAAGCACCCCUUGCAUCAGCUGCUGUGAGACAAGAAGGGACAGUGCCCCUUUAUCCUGCAGUUUAUCCUGCAGCAAGGAGGUGUCCUGCUCAGAGAAAGGGCCGUGGGACCUGAGGCCAGCUCCAUGCUGGCUGCAAGCUGUUCUGCUUGGUUUUGGGUGUCAUCCUUGCCUCCCUGACUGCAGCCUCCUGGAUCAGGUGGGGCUGUUCUCCCACAGGAGCUGUUGUGCCUCUGGGCUCAGGAAAGGAGUGACACAACCACCCCGGGGCUCAGGCAGCGCUUUCACUCCCUGUCUCCGAGGUGCUGUGUCUCUGUCCAGGGCAGCUGCUCCUGCUCAGGUGCCUGGGGCUGCUGCCCUUCCCUCCAGCCCUCAGCCCCGGCAGGAGCUGCUCCUGCCCUUGGCCUCACUGCUGAGCAAAAGCCUUUGGAAUGCCCCAUGUGGAGAAUCCUGUCUGCCAGCACCUUCUGCAGCAGCUCUGGGGCAGUGCUGGUGCUGUCCAGGCAGGCUGGUGGCACCGGAGCCGUGCUCUGGAGAAGGUGGCACCAGCUGGCUCUGCCCCAGGGAGCUGUGGGGGCUUUUGCUGUGCAGGUGCUGCGACCCCACUGGCGAUGCGAGGGCCAAGCCCUGCUGGAGAGCUGGCUGAAGGGCUGCUCCAGCCUCAUCCCCUGCAGGCUCUGCUAAUAAAGGAGUGGAUUUGGACAGCGCUGCUCUGUGUCUCCUUUGUGUUCAGGGGAGCCACAGCUGGGGGUGACUUGAGCUCUGUGUGCUGCAGACAGGCAGGGGACAGGGGGUGGCUCUGGGGCAGGGGCUGUGGCAGCAGAGGCUCUGCUCCAUUCAGGGUCUCUGCUCCAGGAGCAGCUUCACUGUCUGCAGGGACAGCACAGAGGGCAGGAAGUCCCAAGCCACAACAUCCAGGGAAACCAAUGUCAGUGCCAGGUGCCAAAGAGGCAGCACUGGGAACCAAGCCUGGCCUGUCACACACACAGAGGGUUGAGAAGGUUGAUCCCAGUGAGGUUCUGUGCUCUGGAGCUGCUCAGCUGGGAACCUGUGGGACAAAAGGGGAACGGGCCCAAACUCUGCCCAGCUCAGCCCUGGCCAAGCAGACCCAGAGCCAGUGACAGGAGCCAGAGCUGGGCUGUGUGAGCGUGUGCUGCAAGGGGUGAGUGCCAGGGACUAGGGACAGCUGGGCUGGGAGGGGAUUUGGG